GCGCGCGAAGCGAUCAGGGUAGGAAACACUGAUGGGAGCAUCUCCUCAAUGUCCUUGAAUUUCAUCUUACCUAAGAGCGAAAGGAGAGACUGACUCUAAAAGCUACCGUCCCGCCCUCUAGAGUUUUGUUAAAAUGCCUCUUUUCUGUAACCGGGAGCUCCGGUCACUGCUCCGCCUGUCGUCACCUUUACGCAAACUUGGACAUGGGUACUCGGAGUCUCCUCUGUUGCGCACCACGGCUCCGACUCCCCACUCCCCUGCUCCUCCUCCUCCUCCUCCUGCAGCACUACUAACCGAGCUGUAACGGGACACUUUCAACGCACCAAAACCUUUACCCGCUUCCAUCUCUGGUAUGUUCAGACUGUCUGCGCGCCUUCCACCAGCUUGGAUGAUGCGGAUACCGGAGAGGUAUCCUCGUUAUUCCAAUUUAAAUAUGACGGUAAAGGAUGGUCGGUGACACCCCGAUUUGGUGUUGAAUGAUCGGAGGGACAGCGAGGCAACCGAGGGAUUUCACGGGAGCUGGUUUGGACGUCUGGAGAUGUGUGCAGUUCUUAGGAUGUGCCCUCAUGAUGCCAUCACGUGUCUAGGCUCCCCCUAAUCCUGCUGCAGUGACACAGAAGAUCCCCCUCAAGUCCCUGGACACAUCAGCGCAACACGUUUGGCCUCUUGACUCAGCCAGAUCAUCCUCUGUACCUAGCAGCCACUGAUCAAUCCUAACCCACUCUCUCUGUCCGGGCUGUACUUUUCCAGACUCUUGCUUCAGACCAGGAUUACUCACUGAUCUGAUGCUGAAUCCCAAUACACCAGCUGAAUCUAUUGUGGACCUCUGAUGGCAACAUCAAAACCCACUCACAUUCAAAUGUGACAACAGGUUUCCCGACUCUCCGCAUUCUUCUCCUCUCUGGGUUUUUGCUCUGUUGAUUGGAAGCCAAAGCCAUAGCUGAGAAAAAAAACCUUGUGAUGAGGGGGCUGUGUGACCAGAGAUACUGAAAGCUAAAGCCAUUUUUUCAUUCAGCUAUUCUGUAGUAGACAUGAGACUGUUCAAGAAAGUUUUUCUCAUUGGCAAGUUUUAACGUAAGUUAUUGGAGUCGGCAGUACAGAAAGGACUACUUUGUCCUGAGACUGAAAAGUUUAGCGCUGUAGACUCUUUCUGUCAUCUUCACCUGCUUUAAGCUGCCCAGUCUGGAGCAGCGUGCGGUCCAGAUGCUGUCAUGCCCAUCAUCAGCAACGCCAACCAUGACUUCAGCAAUCUGUCCCUCAGUGAUGACAGCAGUCUCGACCGUAUCUUCACUGAGAUCCCUGAGACUGAGACCAUCAAGGGUGUGUACUACCAGAGGGCUCAGUUCAUCCGUCGGCCAGAGGAUCUGGUGUCCAUUGACCACGGUCUUCUGGCGGUGAUCAACGUUGGGGGGAACCGCUACACCUUCCCCUGGAGCACUCUGGAACAAUUCCCCCUCACCCGACUUGGCCGACUUUGCGGUUGCCGGUCUCCCGAGGACAUCGCCAGUGUUUGCGACGACUACGACGAAGCCCGUAAGGAGUUCUUCUUUGACCGCUCGCCAUCGGCCUUCAGGGUCAUCCUCAACUUCCUGGCUGCAGGAAAACUGCGCCUGCUGAGGGAGAUGUGCAUCCUCUCCCUGCACGAUGAACUGACCUACUGGGGCGUGGAGAUGGCAUACAUGGAGCGCUGCUGCAAGAGGAAGAUGUACACUCGACUCGAGGAGGUGCACGAGCAGGAGCGGCGCGAGGAGGAGCACAGGCAGAGGAAUGCCAUGCAGCGCGUGCCGGUGGAGGAAACGAGGUAUCGUAAGGUGAUGAACUGGCUGAGAGAUAUGGUGGAGAAUCCACAAUCUGGCUUGCCGGGGAAGAUCUUCGCCUGCAUGUCGGUGAUCAUGGUUGCAGUGACUGUCAUCAGCUUGUGUAUCAGCACCAUGCCAGACCUCAGAGAGGAAGAAGACAGGGGUGAGUGUUCCACCAAGUGCUACAACAUGUUCAUCAUAGAGACAGUGUGUGUGGCCUGGUUCUCCCUGGAGUUCAUCCUGCGGUUCAUUCAGGCCCGCAGCAAGCUGGACUUCCUCCGUGGGCCACUCAACAUCAUUGAUGCCAUGGCCAUCCUUCCCUACUAUGUCUCUCUGGUGGUGACAGAGGAGGAUCCAGCCCUGGACCACGAGAGACCAGGAGGAGGUAAGGGCUACUUAGACAAACUGGGCCUGGUGUUGAGGAUCCUACGGGCGCUGAGGAUCCUAUACGUGAUGCGGCUGGCUCGCCACUCUCUUGGCCUGCAGACACUCGGGCUGACCGUCAGGCGCAGCACCCGGGAGUUCGGCCUCCUUCUGCUUUUCCUCUGUGUGGCUGUCACCCUCUUCUCCCCACUGGUCCACUUGGCUGAGAGCGAGCUCACGGGUGCCCAUGACUUCAGCAGCAUCCCUGCCUCUUACUGGUGGGCCAUUAUCUCCAUGACGACCGUAGGCUACGGCGACAUGGUGCCGAGGUCCAUACCAGGACAGGUCGUGGCACUGAGCAGCAUCCUCAGUGGGAUCCUCAUCAUGGCCUUCCCUGCUACCUCCAUCUUCCACAUGUUCUCCCGCUCCUACCAAGAGCUCAAGAUGGAGCAUGACCGAUUGUUCAAAGAGGAGUGUGCGGCCGCUGCCGCUGCUGCUGCCACCGGGGAGCUUCAGGAGGCAGGAGGUGAAGGUGGUGGGGGGGAUUCAGCUCCACCUGGACUGGGAUUACGUCUAGACAAGGAUAGUGUACACUCACUGGAGUCUCUGGCUCUGCUGGGGAAAGGUGGUGAAGUUGCAGGAAAUCAAUAACCACAGCCUUCCAGCAGCAGCUUUCUGAACAGCAGCCACACUGAUUGACUCAAUCCAAAACUUCCAAGAACAUAUGAGUCCCUUAAUCUGUGUUUUGGAUACCGUUAAAGUACUGCAAAUGACUAUUGCUCCAAAGGCCUCACUCCCCAUGUGGUUGUGAAGCAUCUGUGUUGCAUUGGAUAAAAGGAGAUUAAACAAACAUCAUUUCCUUUGCUCUUGAGUCUGAUGAUAAGGAGUUCAAGUGCACAUACUGUUGCUGACUGCACAGAAACUGAAAGACUUAAAACCCUUUAAAUUGGAUGGUUCAGUUUUAUCUGACCAGAAAGCCUCUGCAGCAAUAUUACUAACCAGCUGCUUCCAUAAACAUGCAAUAUUCAGUCCAAAGUUGCUUUUCCUUCCACUGUGAAAAUACUUACAAGCCCCACUGCAACUUUUAGUUUUAUUCUUAUUACUUUUUAAUAAGUUGCCUAGAGUAUGACCUGAAAAUGUGUCUCAUACUGUAUAUUCUACUUUUCUGCCAUGAAUUCAGAAGUGCUCCUCUUUUACUUUAUUUUUGAGAAGCUUGAAGCCAUGUUCUGAAAAGAAAUGUAAACAAACUGAUAGUUUUGGCUCAUAUAAGAUGUAUAUCCAUCUCUCUCAUGUAUGUUUGUAUGCAUGGACUCAAAGAGGUGACGGUUUCUCCAUCCUCUACUACAAACUCCAGGUAAACUGAGGACAAAAUGUUACGUUCCGAUCAGUUUUUUUAAUCAGCUGAAGAGGAAAUGAAAAGAUGGAGAGAGAGAAAGAAAGUGUGUUUGAGGGUGUGUGAGUCAGAGAGAAUGAGCGCUAACAACCAUGAAAUGUACUUUGCAACGCUCCAAAUAAAAGUUCUCCUGGUAAUCUGA
Lates calcarifer (barramundi perch) is the source of this 3697-nucleotide messenger RNA. RefSeq names its product potassium voltage-gated channel, subfamily G, member 4a (gene kcng4a). Gene Ontology annotation, cellular component: membrane; voltage-gated potassium channel complex. Lineage: Eukaryota; Metazoa; Chordata; Actinopteri; Centropomidae. Gene Ontology annotation, biological process: protein homooligomerization; potassium ion transmembrane transport. The transcript is spliced from 4 exons. Bases 1212 to 2813 code for a protein of 533 amino acids. The record is from RefSeq and is a predicted model, not a curated record. Gene Ontology annotation, molecular function: protein binding; delayed rectifier potassium channel activity.